Messenger RNA from Hordeum vulgare subsp. vulgare (domesticated barley), 1736 nucleotides. RefSeq names its product dnaJ homolog subfamily B member 4-like. NCBI's taxonomy places the organism in Eukaryota, Viridiplantae, Streptophyta, Magnoliopsida, Poales, Poaceae. The coding region runs from base 136 to 798 and encodes 220 amino acids. The transcript is spliced from 3 exons. Gene Ontology annotation, cellular component: cytosol. The record is from RefSeq and is a predicted model, not a curated record. Gene Ontology annotation, molecular function: protein-folding chaperone binding.
CCUUCUCAAGGAGGAACAAAGGGGAAGCAAAACCCUCGUCGUCACCCUCCCCCUCCCUCCCUGUCGUCCGCAACCAGCCAAAGCCAAUCCCAAGUUGGGAGCCGGAAGCACCUGCCGCAUCAGCCGUCGCCGUCGAUGGAGGCGGACUACUACAAGGUGCUCGGCGUCGGCCGCGGCGCCACCGACGACGAGCUCAAGAAGGCCUACCGCCGCCUCGUCAUGAAGUACCACCCGGACAAGAACCCCUCCCCGCAGGCCGACACCCUCUUCAAGCAGGUCUCCGUCGCCUACGACGUGCUCAGCGACCCGGAUAAGCGGGCCGUCUACGACCAGUACGGCGAGGAGGGGGUCAAAGCGGGCGUGGCCCCGCCGCCCCCCUCCGCCGCGCCCGCGCACGCCCACGACUUCGGCGGCAGCGGCAGCGGCAGCGGCCCCGGGUUCCGCUUCCAUCCGACGAGCGCCGACGAGAUCUUCCAGGAGAUGUUCGGGACCUCGUACUUUGGGCAGAUGUUCGGGGCCUCGUACUUUGGGCAGGGGCCGCGCAGGCCCUGGAGCGAAGGCAGCGCUCCGCAGUCUGUACCAGGAUGCGGCGCCAAAGCUGCCGCCGCGGCCGCCGCCUUCUCUCCCGGGUCAGGGGAAGCGUCCGGCGGGGGGUCGGCGAGGAAGGGGGCGGCGAUCGAGCGUCAGCUGGCCUGCAGCCUGGAAGACCUGCACAAGGGCGCCACCAAGAAGAUGAAGAUCUCCAGGGAUGUCCUCGACCCCGUCGGAUGCGUCUCGCAAGACAGCUCGCACGCCUGACUAUGGUUAUCGACGGGACUGGUUUUCGACCAUUUUGGUCGACCUCUUGACCAGGCCGGGAUAUCGUUGAUACUCUAGUACACUAUUUACAAGCACUACCACGAGUUUAACCAGGAGCAGUAUUAGGUUGUUUUUCGUAUCUUUGAUUGGCAGGACAUCUUCCUUACUGAGUUGCACACCUUCUGCGGUGUUGGGCUGACUGUUGAUAUGGCAGUCCAUGAUGCUGUCUAUACUGCUAUCACCCGCCUCCUUGGAGAGCACCCUCGCUUGGAUGAGGCUGGAUUUAGAUACACCAUGUAUGCUCUCGUUGGGGAUGAGACUGGAUCUGACAUUGCUGCCUCCACUUCUUACGUGCAGCAACGUAAUGACCGAUCCUCCACCGUUGUCUGUACCCUUACGUGAGUCGUCGCUACGAGCCACAAGUUCCGGUUCGGUACACUUCGAUGCUGGAUUGUGUUGUUCGAGCUUUGACCGUUGAGCGUUACGCCACCUGUACUUGUCUUUACGACGCGAUGACAUAGUUGCUAUCAGCAGUCAGUGCAAGGAUACACCCUGAGUACAUCCUUUACCCGCGCAGGACAGAACUACCAUCAGGUCUUGAGUUGCCUGCUGUUGGAGGCCGUACUCCUUCAAGUGGACCUUUGUUCCCCAUUCGGGACCAAUACCUGUAUCAUAGUCUUAACGAGAUGCAAAAUCCUGCCUCCAGAUUUGCCGUUCAGGGUCGCUGUCAGUUACCUGGUUUUAGUGGUUGCUCCGACGUUGAUGUAGCAUUAUCGCUAUGUCCCGUUAUUGUAUCUCUCCACCUCGUCUCUGUGUGCUGCCUAGUGGGUAUCGUCAAAUUUUGAACUUGUAACCGUUGGUUUGUAAUUGAACUUAUGCAUGGAUCUGUAUGUCGUACUUGGCUACUAUGAAGUAUCUAUCACAUUUCCCUUCCAUUA